AUGGUAUCCCGAUUGUUGUCGGUCGUGGAAUCUCAUUUCAAUACUUCUCCAGGGGAGCGACACCGCCUUUUUCGCCGUAAAGGUGGCGGUGGACGCGGAGGAGGUGGAGGAGGAGGCAAAGGAGGCAAGGGAAGUUCAAAGGGUGGCUCGAAGGGUGGAUCAUCAGCAGCGAAAAGCCAUGGAGCUUCUGAUAAAUUUACGAAAUCACGCGGAGCAAAGUCGGUCACUAUUCCUGCGACGAGCUCCUCGGCUUAUGCAUAUUCGGAUGGAGGAGGGAAGCGCAUUGUACUUGGAUCGAACUCUCCGUUUCAUGGUCGACAAGCUGGAGGGGGUGCUCGAACUACAAUCUAUGGCACCUCUCGUUUUGGGAGUGGAUAUCCAUACGGAGGCUAUGGGUACUACGUCGAAUGGAGACCACUGCCAUAUUACUUUUAUCCAGUUCCUGUCGCACCUCAUUACUAUGGAGGUGAUGAGUAUCUCAAUGUAACAGACACACAGAGGCCUGGAGGUAAUUUAGCCACCGCCGUCAUUCAAUUGUCAUCCAACACGACCAGCGUUACGUAUCGUCUGGCCGGUGACAACUCAUCAGUAGUCGCGGUGUUCGACGCGCUUGUUGCAAACUGCUCGGUCGUAAACUCUACUUCUGCUAUUACUCGAUUCGAGCCAUCAAAUACGACUUGGCCAGUGCCAGAACAGGUUAUCCAGUACUAUCGUGCAUCCUCAUUCCUUCUGUCACUGGAUGGGUACAACAACACUGCUUCCCUGCCCUCAAAUGCUCCCUCAUCGAACACAUCAGCUCCUGCACAGAUAGCAGAUACACCGCUUCCCUCAGGACUAAACCAGACGUUUUUACAAUGCGUGAACAGCACAAUUGCCGCUAGUGUCCCGCUUGUUGACAUCAGCAAAAAGAAACUCUCGACUGCUGCAAUCACAGGAAUCGUCCUUGGCAGUGUUCUCGGCUUCAUUGUACUAUUGUGCUUCGGCUCAUGGUGUAUUGGAAAACGCAGGUCAAGGAAGGAGGAGAAAAGGAAGAGGAAAGAAGAAAAGAAGAUGGAGAAGGCAAUGGCAAUGACAUUGGAAAGAAGUGAAUAUGAAACGCUGGAAGCACCUGCGAUAUCCGUCGAGAAAGAUGGCAGUCAUCCAAGCCCAGCUUUCCAGUCAGAGACUGGCAAGGACCCGUCAUGGCUUUCGAGGCUACCCUUCAUUGGUGAUCGGAAUGGAUAUCGUUCAGUACACCACCGAUCGACGUCAAGCGUCGAGCUCCCACUCACAACCCAGCAUGACGUGGAAAAAGGUAGUGAACAUGCACGUAGUCGAUCUCCAUCUCCUGCGCAUUCACGCUCCCCAUCACCAUCUCUGUAUGAUACGGCACUUCCAUUGAGACAUGCUGAAGAUGAGAGACGUCCAUUUUAA
This is a messenger RNA of Fomitiporia mediterranea MF3/22, 1413 nucleotides long. RefSeq lists its product as uncharacterized. The transcript has 4 exons. The coding region runs from base 1 to 1413 and encodes 470 amino acids. NCBI's taxonomy places the organism in Eukaryota, Fungi, Basidiomycota, Agaricomycetes, Hymenochaetales, Hymenochaetaceae. The record is from RefSeq and is a predicted model, not a curated record.